Symbiodinium necroappetens is the source of this 1611-nucleotide messenger RNA. NCBI's taxonomy places the organism in Eukaryota, Dinophyceae, Suessiales, Symbiodiniaceae. The record is from the annotation of a GenBank genome assembly.
AUGCAUCUGAGCGCAUUCGUUCAGACAUCGCAGGAUCACCGAUUUGGCUCGGGCACCAGCGCAUUGAGAGAGCAUGUUCAGGCCAUUCAAGCCUGCCGGCGGUCCCAACUCUGGCACACUGCUCUUGAUCUUUUCGUAUCCACUUCGCACCAGAGCUUGGAGGUCAACGCCGUGGUCUACACUGCAACAAUCUCUGCCUUGGAGCAGUGGCCGAAGGCCUUGCAGCUCUUCGAGGAUUUGCAGGAUCGCAGUUUGGAGGCUGAUGUCGUUCUGCACAACGCGGUCGUCAGCGGCUGUGAUACCAGAGAGCAGUGGAAGAAGAGCUCCUCCAUAUUCAGCAAGCUUCGCUGUCGUUCUAUUCAAGCAAGCCUGAUUUCAUUCAACACCUUCAUCAGUACCUGUGACAAGUCCGGCCACUGGGAGCAAGCUGCAGCUUGCCUCAUGCGUUUGGAACGAGGACUUCAAGCUGAUGCAAUCUCGUACAACGCAAUGAUGAGUUCCUCCGGAUCUGCCAACUGCUGGCAGCUUGCGGUGGACUCGUACGCAAGGCUACGACAAGCUCAUAUCCAACCAACUCGUGUCACCUGCAACACAGCCAUCGCCACCUGCAGGCAUUGGCAGCGGACCCUGCGCGUACUGUCGGAAGGUUCAAAGAUGAGUCUCUUUCCGGAUGUUGUCUCAUAUUGCUCUGCCAUGAGUGCCUGCGAGAAAGCAGCUUUGUGGCAAAUGGCAUUCUGCCUUUUCGCAACGAUGACGGGUGACCAACUACAGGCCACGAGCGUUUGCUACAACACUCUCAUCAGCGCAUGUGCUUCGGGCCACCAGUGGCAGAGGGCUGUCAUCUUGUUCUAUGAUUUUCUGGAGGUUUCUCUGGAGCUGGAUGCGCUGACUUGCAAUGCUCUUAUGACCGCUUUUUGCCGAGCUGGACGAUGGCAGCAUGCUGCAAACCUACUAUUCGAGAUGUCGCUGUGGCUUGUGUCUGCUGAUAUUAUCUCACACUGUGCCUGCAUCUCCGCCUUCGAGCAAAGCGGACAGUGGGCAGGAGGUCUGGCAAUGUUGCGAAAACUGCAUCGAGCCAUGCUGCAAACAAGCAGCGUGGCGUAUACUGCUGCUGCCGGAGCUUGCGAAAGAUGUGACAGAUGGUUAGACUCCGUUGACCUUCUGUGCAGCUUGCAACUGGCCGCACUGUUUGCAAACAUGCCUGCCUACAGCACCGUGAUGAAUGCCUGCUCCACCGCUGGCUAUUGGCCCAAGGUGAUGCACAUCCUUCAAUGCGCCCAACGGACGAUGCUGUUAGUUGAUGUCAUUAUGCGAGGUUCUGUCUUGAGUGCAUGCCAAUCCGGCACGCAGUGGCACUUGGCAUCUUCCCUCCUAGGCUCGGAGGUGCCGGAUGUAAACUGCGUGUUGUGCGGCUGCGCACUGGGCAGCUGCGCAAGAGCGGCGCACUGGCAGCGUGCGCAGCAGUUGAUGCAGGAUGUUGACGAGAGCGCUGUCGAGGCCAACGUCCUUCUAAGAAGUUCGCUGCUGAGCAGCUUUUCUCGUGCAUCACGGCCCGUGGAGGCUGUUAAAAUGCUCGAGAAGCUCUCGAUGGACUCUGGCCUUAUUCCCUGA